Messenger RNA from Oryctolagus cuniculus (rabbit), 2032 nucleotides. The record is from RefSeq and is a predicted model, not a curated record. NCBI's taxonomy places the organism in Eukaryota, Metazoa, Chordata, Mammalia, Lagomorpha, Leporidae.
UGCUGCGGGCCUGGUGACCUUUGAACCUUAACAGCCCUGCGUGUAGUGAGGGCUGGGCAGCACUUCUAAUUCUCUGCGUGGUGGUCUGAGUUCUUCAGUCAUUGAGGGCACUCGGCUAUUUUUGAUUGGUUCUGAAUCUUUUUAACGGACUACCCAAGAGCGAAGGAGGGCCUCCUUGUAGGCAGAGGGGAGCUGGCACUUAGCAUCCUUUGAGGGACUCUUGGAGUUGAUACCAUGAAACGGCGGCAGAAGAGGAAACACCUGGAAAACGAAGAGUCCCAGGAAUCUGCUGAGAAGGGAGGAGGGAUCUCGAAGCCACAGGAGGAUGCCCCGCAGCCUGUACCCAUGGGAGGGGACAAAGUCUGGAAUCGGGAGGCAGCGGAGGUCUCUUCUGCCUCUGAGUACUUCUCCUGUGUUUCUUCUCCACGCAAGCUCAUCCAUGCUGGAACCUGGAGGUCACCGCGAGACAGUCCCCAGCCUAGAUCGCCCCUAGCCCAGGUUGAGGAACAAGGGGAGACUCCUCUCCCCACACAGCCCAUCUCCUUCUCGUCCCAUUCAUCCUACAAGACCUGCGUGUCCUCUCUGUGUAUAAACAAAGAGAGGAGGGGUAUGAAAAUUUACUACAUGCAGGUACAAAUGAAGAAAGGGGUGGCUGUCUCCUGGGAGACAGAGGAGAGCUCGGAGUCCCUAGAAAAGCAGCUGCGCAUGGAAGAAGUGACCCUUCGCGAGGACGUGCGGGUAGGGACUCCCCCGUCGGAUGUGUCCACCAGAAACCUCCUGUCUGACAGCGAGCCCAGCGGGGAGGAGAAGGAGCCAGAGGAAAGGGCCGAUUCAGACAGCCCGCCCGGCUCGCCCACUGCCGAGGAGAGGCCCCGGGCCAAGACGCCCGACUGGCUGGUGACCAUGGAGAAGGGCUUCAGGUGCAUGGCCUGCUGCCGGGUCUUCGCCACCAUGGAAAUCCUCCAGGAGCACGUGCAGUCUGGGGUCAGGGAGGGCUUCAGCUGCCACGUCUUCCACCUCACCAUGUCGCAGCUGGCAGGCCAUGUGGAAUCAGACAGCGCCCAGGAGGAGGAAGAAGAGGAGGAGGAGGAGGAGGAAGAGGAACAAGACAAGCCGGAGGAAAAGGAGAGCGAGGAGGAGCAGCCCACGGGUGACGACCUUGGCCUGAGGAGACCUUGGAGCCAGUGUCCGGGCUGCGUGCUCCAUUCUCCCAAGGACAGGAAGGAGAAGAACGGACCAUGGAGAAAGCAGCUGGCAGAAUGCCAAUGGUUUGAAGGAGGAAGAAGGGAUCAGCCCUCAGCCCAGUACAAACACCAUAUGCAAUAAAGGCUGUGCUCCAAACCUUGUCCAAAUAUGUUAUUUAAUUAACACACGAAUCUACCUACCUGCAUUAUAUACAUCUGUCUCAGUUUGUGAACCAGACUGCUCAGGGUGAGGUAGCCUCAGAGCGUCUGUGGGUUUGCGACUGAGGUCUCCCGUCAGCCCUAAUGAUAUCACUGGCAGUUUCCAGCCGCAGCAGUAGCCAAAGCCCUGGGAUUGAUUAGGCUUCCGUGUGAAAACUUCGUUUUGACGGGUGGCCAGAUACCACACUUCACGUGACACCAUGACCAGCUGCUCCGAGUUCAAUUGAAGCAAUCAGGAAUUCGCAGGUGCUGUGGAAACGAGGCCCACUGGGUCAUGGCGGGAAGCGCUGAGCAGGAUUUGGCUGAGAAAGGAGGCUGCAGACGCCCGCACGCACGUCUGUUGUGGAAGAGGGACUCUGUUGGCUGUGUGUUCACAGGGAAAACAACAGGACAGAGGUGAGCUUUUUCAUCUGGGAGCCACCUUUGGAGCAGGUUCCUUCUGCAAGGCUGAGACUCCAUGAUAGAGCUCAAAACAAGGGCAGACAGCUGUAAUCAGGAGUUUGGGGGAGAAACUGCUGUGCUAAGGGUCUGAACCAGUGAGCUCUGUUAUUUCCAGGCAGGACGUUAGCAUUUCUUUUUUCAAAUAAUUCUCAUUCUGGCUUCCCAAGGAUCUGACCCCCUUGUCUGUG